Molecule: messenger RNA, 1080 nt
Organism: Aspergillus tubingensis
Lineage: Eukaryota; Fungi; Ascomycota; Eurotiomycetes; Eurotiales; Aspergillaceae
Product: TauD/TfdA dioxygenase family protein
Exons: 5
Coding region: 1-1080 (359 amino acids)
Cellular component (GO): cytoplasm
Molecular function (GO): 2-oxoglutarate-dependent dioxygenase activity
Source: RefSeq, a predicted model, not a curated record
AUGCCGUCAGCCGUCGAGAGUGCCUCAGCCUCGACAAUCCGCGGAGGACACGAGGAGUCCCGUCCACGGCUUUCAGAGCCCCUACAAUACUCCGGAUUGUUGGACUCAUAUACCCAGCAAGACUUGACUCCAGUCAUCGGUAGAGAAUACAAAGGACUUCAGGUGGCCGAUAUACUCAAGGCGGAAAACUCCGACCAGAUUAUCAAAGACCUCGCAGUGACAAUUUCGAAAAGAGGCGUUGUUUUCCUUCGUGACCAGGAUGUCACACCCCAGCAAAUGAGAGAAUUUGGCGAAAGGCUGACUGUUUUGGCUGGCUGCCCCGAAUCAUCUGGCCUCCAUGUUCACCCCUUGACGGAAGAAGGCAGCGAACUCGGUGAUCAAAUCAGUGUUAUCAGCAGCGAAAAGCAGAAGAAAGGAGGCGGUCUUACCCACCAGCUCAGCGAUACGAGUCGCUUCGCCUCUGUAGGAUGGCAUACCGAUAUCAGUUUCGAGCGUGUACCUUCGGACUACGCCAUGCUCAAGAUCCACACUCUGCCCGAAACCGGAGGAGACACUCUCUGGGCUUCGGGAUACGAGAUAUACGACCGCCUGUCUCCUGAGAUGGCUGCCUUCCUAGAGGGUCUGACAGCCACACACGAUGCUAGCUUCUUCCAUGACGAAGCACGCAGGCUGGGAAAUCCCCUACGCAAGGGAAUCCGAGGAUCACCACUUAAUCAGGGUGAAGACCUUAAGGCGGUUCAUCCUGUCGUUCGCACUAACCCUGUUACCGGUUGGAAGUCCGUGUAUGUGAACAAGGGAUUCACUAAACGGAUCAAUGGGGUAACCAAGGACGAGUCCGAUAUGCUGCUGCAGUAUCUCUUCAAUCUCGUCACACAAAACCACGACGCGCAGGUUCGCUUCAGGUGGAACAAGAAUGACAUGGCCAUCUGGGAUAACAGAUCCACCUGGCAUUGCGCCACUUAUGACUACGCUGAAGCCCGGGCUGGUGACCGGGUCUGCAGUCUGGGUGAAGCGCCGUACUUGGACCUCCAGUCCAAAUCCAGGAAGCAGGCGUUGGCAGAGGCUCAAGCUCAAGCCUGA